Molecule: messenger RNA, 726 nt
Organism: Cylindrotheca closterium
Lineage: Eukaryota; Bacillariophyta; Bacillariophyceae; Bacillariales; Bacillariaceae
Source: the annotation of a GenBank genome assembly
AUGCCUUCAACAAUAACAUCACUGAAAUCAUCGACCUUGAAUGAAGAUGGUGACUUUUGCAUUGAAGGAAUCAAUGAUGACAAAACGACCAAUAAUAAUAGUAGUGGCAACAACAACAACAACAACAACAACAACAAUAAAUUCACGUCACUGCUGGACAUGGAAUACAAUCAAAUCAAGAAUUCCAAACUAUCCGACAUUACGAAACCAUACCAGUUUGCUGAAACGAACCCUCAAGACGACGUCAGAUUUGAAACGACUGACGACGACUACAUUCCAAAUGAUGACACGGAGGUUAUUAUCAUGGAUCAAUUCAGCAGCUUUCUGAAUGCUGGAGUGCAAGGAGCUACUGCAAGGCCGGCCUACAACGAUCUAUCAACAGCUGAUCGCGUGGAUUCUACAAAUACCGUGCUCCCAUCGGUAUCGACGGGUAUCGAAUCGCAGUCAGGUCGUAGUAACAGUCAAGUGGUGCCACAAUCACAAAACAGAAUCGCUCUAGAUGAAAAAGAUCAUGCUGCCAUUGAGGCAUUGGAAGGAUUUUUGUCGUCCAUCUUUGAUGGCCAAGUGAAAGCACGAGACAUUCAUUUGUAUGCCUGCGACUUGGUUGCCAUCGGAUUCGAUCCAGAUUGCGACAUGGGCAAGGAAUUAGAGUUUGACGAUUUGGAAUUCAUGAAGAAACUCCAUCAACGAUUCUUUUGGAAGGAAUGGCAAAGGCUGCUGUUAUGA